Molecule: messenger RNA, 3726 nt
Organism: Melitaea cinxia (Glanville fritillary)
Lineage: Eukaryota; Metazoa; Arthropoda; Insecta; Lepidoptera; Nymphalidae
Gene: PDZ-GEF
Product: rap guanine nucleotide exchange factor 2
Exons: 1
Coding region: 1-3516 (1171 amino acids)
Biological process (GO): positive regulation of GTPase activity; Ras protein signal transduction
Cellular component (GO): plasma membrane; apical plasma membrane
Molecular function (GO): protein binding; guanyl-nucleotide exchange factor activity
Source: RefSeq, a predicted model, not a curated record
AUGUUGAGAAGUGGGCGCGGUGGCCGUCACAGUCCAGAGCUGUAUCCCCACACACUCAAGUGCUCUAAUGCCAGUGACACUAGCUCUGCAUACAGUGGCAGUGACACUAUGACUUCAGUACACAGUUCUUUAGAUAUGGAUAUGGAGGUUGACCUGUCGGGACUCUUAGAGUCCAUUGUUGAUUCUGAUGAGGAGGAGGAUUUAGAGGAAAGCAUGGACAGCCUGACUGUUCGUGAUGCAGUAAGAGAGUGUCUUGAAAAAGAUCCAAGUGAAAGAACAGAUGAUGACAUAGAAAUCCUUCUUGAAUUUACACAGCAUUUGAAAGCUUUUACUAACAUGACACUAACUGUAAGAAGAGCUCUUUGUGCUGUUAUGGUUUUUGCAGUUGUAGAAAAGGCUGAAACUGUUGUUAUGAAUGAUGGUGAAGAACAUGAUUCAUGGUCAGUUCUCAUAAAUGGCCAAGUCGGUAUCGAACAUCAGAACGGGGAAAUAGAAUAUCUAAAUGUUGGAGACAGUUUUGGUAUGGCAGAAGCUACUUUAGAAAAAUUGUAUCAUAGAGGUGUUAUGACUACUAGAUGUGAUGACUGUCAAUUUGUUUGUGUAACUCAAACUGAUUAUUAUCGUAUUUUGCAUCAAGGUGAAGAAAAUAUAAGACGUCAUGAAAAUGAGAAUGGUGUAGUAGUCUUAGUAACCGAGUAUAGGGGAGCUGCAGGAGAACAAGGACAUGUAGUCAUUAGAGGCACACCUGAACAUUUAAUGUUACAGCUCAUUGAAGACAACUCGCGUGAUUCUACUUAUGUUGAAGAUUUUUUGUUGACUCACAGAACUUUUAUAGAAAGUCCUCUGGUUGUUGCCAAACAAUUGCUUGCCUGGUUUGUUGAACCAUCAGUCCGUGAUAAAGUUACACGGGUUGUGUUAUUGUGGGUAAAUAAUCAUUUUACAGACUUUGAAACUGAUCCUAAUAUGAUGGAGUUUUUAGAAAAUUUUGAAACAGCUUUGGAACGUGAAAAAAUGGAAAGCCAACUGAAUUUGUUGAAUAUAGCUUGUUCUGCUAAGGCGAGAACUCGAAAUGUUACAUUGUCACGCCCUUCAAGAGAUGAACCUCUUAACUUCACCAUAUUGGGUGGCUAUGAGAGAAGAUUUGGAAUAUUUGUUUUAAAAGUAGAAAAACACUCUAAGGCUGAAGAUGUAGGAUUAAAAAGGGGAGAUCAAAUUAUAGAGGUAAAUUGUCAAUCCUUUCAACAUGUCAGUCACGCAAAAGCAAUGGAAAUUUUAACAGGAUCAACACACUUAAGCAUCACAGUAAAAAGUAAUUUAUUAGCUUUUAAACAUAUGCUAUCAAUGCCUGAAAACUCUCCUAGGCAGAGAGGAUGUGCCAACAUGGUUCGUUGGCAAACAGAUCCUAGAGUAAGAUUAUCCACUGCUGAGUUACUAAGUGAUGAUCCUAUUACCCUUACACCAGUCUUUCAAUCUCCUACCAAAAAACCUCAACAACUUAAUAUUAAGAAAGAAACACAAAAAGGUUUUAUGACCCUAGGUCCUAAAAGAAGACUACAAAAAGCUUUAAUGAAAAUGAACAUUCUACCAAAAAAUACUAUUACUGAUGGAAUUCACAGUGAUGAUAGUAUCCUCUCGAAUUCAGAAUCUUUAAAUAAAGCUACUGGCACCUCAUUCUAUAAUUCUCAUAGUAAUCCUGACUUAAUAUCUAUAUGUUAUGACGAUUACCAAUCAUCAGAUUAUCCGGAACAUGUACUAAAAGUAUAUAGAGGUGAUCAAACUUGCAAAUAUUUACUGGUUCAUAAGGAAACAACAGCUAGGGAAGUUGUAAUGCUUACUUUACAGGAAUUUGGCAUAACUGAACCCAGUUCAAACUUUUCUCUUUGUGAAGUGUCCGUAGCACAAGGAGGUAUCAUAAAGCAACAUAGGCUGCCCGAUCAGCUACAAAAUCUUGCUGAGCGUAUUGGUCUUAGUUCCAGAUACUAUUUGAAAACAAAUGGUGUGAGUGAAACUUUAGUACUUGAUGAAAUGGCACCAGAACUACUUAGAGAAAGUGUAGUACAUUUUUUACAACUGAAUGCAGUUGAAGUUGCUGUUCAAUUAACUUUGCAAGAUUUUUGUAUAUUUCGACAAAUAGAAAGCACAGAAUAUGUUGAUGAUCUCUUUGAAUUAAAAAGUAGGUAUGGUACACCUAUGUUGUCACAGUUUUCAGGACUGGUAAACAAAGAAAUGUUUUGGGUAGUCACUGAAGUAGUCAACGAGCAGAAUAUUGUCAGAAGGUCAAAAAUCAUAAAACAGUUCAUAAAAGUAGCUCGGCAUUGUAAAGAAUGCAAAAAUUUUAAUUCAAUGUUUGCUAUUAUAUCUGGUUUAGGACAUGGUGCCGUAUCUAGACUCAGAAUGACUUGGGAAAAAUUACCUACAAAAUAUAACAAACUUUUCUUUGAUUUGCAAAGUCUUAUGGACCCUUCACGAAAUAUGUCUAAGUACCGACAAUUAGUUACAACUGAACAGGGAAGAUCUCCAGUUAUUCCAUUUUAUCCUGUUGUAAGGAAAGAUUUAACAUUUAUACACCUCGGUAAUGAUACAAAAGUUGAAGGAAUGGUUAAUUUCGAGAAACUGCGAAUGAUAGCUAAGGAGGUGAGGACACUCACAAAUAUGUGUAAUGCUCCAUAUGAUCUUCUCACACUUUUAGAAUUAGGAAAACAACCACCUUCAAAUGCCAUGGUAGCAUUGAAUCAACUCACAACAGGUGUGCAGCAAGGUCAAGUAACUGUGAAAAGAAGGAAAAAGUCAUCAAAUGUUCCCAAUCCUAAAAAAAUGUUUGAAGAAGCACAAAUGGUACGUCGCGUCAAAGCAUAUCUCAAUCGGAUGCAUGUUGAAACGGAUGAAGAACGACUUCAUGCUUUGUCGUUAGAAUGCGAAGGUUCUGGACCGGCGCCAACAGUACCACGCCGCCGACAUCCUUCGCCGUCUUUGUCAACAACCAGCAGUGCCUCUUCAGCUAGUGAAAGUAAGAAGAGCUUUGCUGGUAAUAAAUUUGGAGCUGCUUCCCCUCAAGCAGUUCGAAAAUUGUUAGCUUUAUCCGAGCCUGCUAAAACUAGGCCUCAUCAACCUAGACCACCGCCGCCAGGUCCGUCUCCAUGUUCGCACCGACGCGAUGGGCCUGGAACUGGUAUAUGCUGUUCGCGUGCGGCACAUGAGAGAUCACACUCUGAUACACCGACCCCAUUACCAGUCGAUUUAUCAGCAGAAAGUAGUAGUGUGACAUCUUUAGUAAACUUGCCAUUAAGAAAAACUGGUUCGGCUACUUCAAGUGACAGCGGACACGGAUCAUGUACGACGGCUCAUUGCGUAAGGCCGGUUCCCCCGCCUCGAAUGCCCUAUACUCUAGCGGCACAGGUAGCGCGUCUUGAACGGCUAAGUCGUGCACAUUCACACGAAGGCGUCACUCGGCCUUAUGAUUAUUAUCACGAUGCGCCAGAUGACGAAGAUGACGAUCAGCAGGUUUCUGCUGUUUGAAGUUUUAAAUACUCUUUAUCAAUAUCUAUUUAUAUAGAAGAUUUGUAAUCUCACUUGAAGAAUAGAAAGCACGAAUUACAUACAUUUUUAUUAUACAUUAAUAUUUAAAUCAUGUAUGUACCCUUUACAAUUAAGUUUAAAGACUGUAUAAUUUUAACAUUUUAUUAAACCUAUCCUAGUGUUAUAUAGAGUAAAAUUAAUAUGCUAUAA